Messenger RNA from Knipowitschia caucasica, 2361 nucleotides. Lineage: Eukaryota; Metazoa; Chordata; Actinopteri; Gobiiformes; Gobiidae. The record is from the annotation of a GenBank genome assembly.
AUGCCGUCGGUUUCGAAAACGGCGGCCAAUGCUUCUCCUCAAACCGAGAAACCUACCCACUAUACAUAUUUGAAGGAGUUUAGAACAGAGCAGUGCCCCUUGUUCCUUCAGCAUAAGUGUACGCAGCACAGACCCUUUACGUGCUUUCAUUGGCAUUUUCUGAACCAGCGAAGACGGCGGCCCAUCAGACGUAGAGACGGGACCUUUAACUACAGCCCUGACGUCUACUGCACUAAAUACGAUGAGACCACAGGAAUCUGCCCCGAUGGAGACGACUGUCCAUAUUUACACCGAACGACUGGUGACACUGAGCGCAAGUACCAUCUCCGCUAUUACAAGACUGGCACUUGUAUCCACGAGACUGACGCCCGGGGCCAUUGUGUGAAGAAUGGACUCCACUGUGCAUUUGCCCAUGGGCCACACGACCUUCGGCCGCCUGUUUAUGAUAUCAGAGAGAUUCAAGCCCAAGAGGCUCUUCAAAAUGGACAGCUGGGAUCUGGUGACAGUAUCCCUGACCUGCAGCCUGGUGUUUUAGCAAGUCAAGCUAUGAUUGAAAAAACCUUAACGGAAGACCCACGGUGGCAAGAUACCAAUUUUGUUUUAGCUAAUUAUAAAACAGACCAGUGUACCAAGCCCCCUAGACUAUGCAGACAGGGUUAUGCUUGUCCUCAUUACCACAAUAGUAGAGAUCGAAGAAGAAAUCCACGGAAGUUCAAAUACAGGUCAACACCAUGUCCGAAUGUGAAACAUGGGGAUGAAUGGGGGGAGCCCUCAAAGUGUGACAGUGGAGACAGCUGUCAGUAUUGUCACUCUCGCACAGAGCAGCAGUUUCAUCCAGAGAUUUACAAAUCUACCAAAUGCAAUGAUAUGAGGCAAACUGGAUACUGUCCCAGAGGACCGUUUUGUGCAUUUGCACAUGUAGAAAGAAUACCCUCUACAGAAGAGACGAUGAGUUCUUUGCUGACUGCAAUACAGUCCAGCACUCAUUCCCAGAUGAGCUCUCAGCAGUAUUCAGAGUGUCUCGCCAGUGACUGGACCAGUGGGGGCAACUCCAGUAGCAACGGUGUCGGAAGUGUUUCAUGUUCAAAUAGUUCAACUUUAACCACCAGCUCAGAAAGCGACAAGUCCACCACAUCCAGUGUCUCACCUCUGACGUCUCACUAUCCAAAAGCACCAGGCUUUGAACGUGAGGAUCAGAUUAAGAGCAAGGGUCAUGGGGAGGCUAAAUUUAUGGACCAUGAAAGGACACAAAAUGCUGUAUUCUCAGCUGUAAAUGCUUUAGCAUCCAGCUUUACCUCCAGUAUCACAUCCAGCUUAGCAUCCAGUAUUGGCUCUGAUAGUUCCUCACCCACCACCUUAUCAACCAUGAAUGCAAAAGCCACACCAUUCUACCCAGGGAGCAAUACAGUGGAGUCUGUUAUAGGAUCUGCCCUAGACCUUAAUUUCAGUGAUAUAAAUGUUGCAUCUCUUGAUAAGGAGCUCGAAGAGCAGGACCAUACUAUAGGGUUGGGAGGUCACCGUGUGCUCAGUGGAUCUGCUCCUGUUAACAUUCCUGGUUCACUUGGCCGUUCAUCUUCAUUUAACUCUUCAUCAUCACUGUCCACUUCCCCUCUGAGCUCCCUGUCCCAUUCCCUGUCCCAGUCUCUCCUGUCCGCAGCACUAAAUCAGCAAAAUCAGCCUGCCGCCAUGUUGGCCAAGCAAGAGCAUGGCCUUUUGGGAACGCCAACUUCAUCUACUCAGAAUCUGGGGUUGAAUGGUGGAUCCAGCAGCAUUUGGGAUUUUGCAAGUGGCAAUUUUUCCCCCAGUCCAUCCCCAGUGUACAGUAGCCUGGCCUCCGCCGCAGGUAUUGCAGAUGUGAACCGCCUCUUCAGAGAAUUGGAGGAGGCCAAGAGGAAGAUCAAACAAUUGGAAGAAGCAUGGCAUCAGGUCAAACAGGCCUGCGAAGCCUGUCAGAAAGAUGCCCACGAAGCAAAGGAGCAAGCGAAAUCUGCGGAGGUGGAGAGGCAACUGGUCGAGCAGAAGUGGGAGGAGACCGAGCGCAAACUGAAGGAGCUCCAAGGGGACUAUGACGUACUCUGUCGCACCCCGGGAACGCCUUUGCUGCGCGGCUACGGCGAGCUAGAGAAACUCCCUCUGUCUAAGCUCCACUCCCUCCAGAGCCAACUCCGCAAUGACCUAGACCUAAUAGACGGGGUUAUAUAUCAGCUUCAGUCAAAGAAAUGUCAGAGGACGAAGGUCAAGGGCAGCUCAGUUUGUAUGAGGAAAGGAAUGUUUGGGUUAGAUCUCAUGCCUGAUGCAAUGGAGCUGGACAGAGCCUUUCAAAGUAUGACUUAUACCACUGGUUUGUGUUAUCAGGCUUGA